AAAUGCUAGGUACUUAGAAGGUGGAGGUACAGGUGGAAUAAGUCACUGAGCUAUCCACCAUCGGGUUAUCAACAAGUAACCAAAUGUAUUGAAAUUGUGUCAAUGUGCUUGUCAGACUGCCCAAAGAGAAGACCUUAUAUAUGGGAUAUAGUCACUAUGCUCAAUAACAUAGAAAAUACGAAGGAACAAAUUAACGAUUGUGAUGACUCUCCAGUUGCCCCAAUAAGCCCUUACCCCUGGGAGCUGCUUGAGCUUGACAUGCUGGAGCUGAAUUUCCCCUUCGAGAUAAACAAGCAGAUACCAUGCUCCCUUCAGCUGACCAACGUAUCCAAUGAUUAUGUUGCCUUCGAUAUUGUAAUGACAGGCGUAUUGCUGUAUGACGUAGAGCCUAAGAAAGGUAUUGUGCCACCACAAUCCAAGUGCAACGUCAUGGUAACAUUGCAAGCACAGCAGAAGGCACCCAAUUCUACAGCGUUCAAGGAUGAGUUCUUCAUGCGGUGCGCCGCUGUGAAUGAGGGCAUCAUGCGUGAGGAUAUCACUCAGGACAUGCUUGACAAGAAGUCGGCUAAAGGGGUUGACGAGGUGACGCUAAAGGUUGUUAUUUCGGCUGUUGGCUCUGCCUAAGGAACUCAAAUUGUUUGCUGUGAGCAGUUCUUCAAACAGUGUUUCUGAAGCGUAGUGUGCUUCGAUGCAGCUCAAGGCGUGGAGAUUAGAACAUGCCUCUUGAAAAGGGCAUUAUAGUCCUAUUUAGCGAGGUGAAAUUAUUUGUUCUCGUGUGACCUCUCCCACCCAGAUCCUUUGUUCUUGCUUGGAUUACUGCGAACCAGAAAAUUAAAUUGGUAAGAGUUAAUUGUCGCAGUACUAUUCCGGUUAGUUGCUUGGAUGAAGAAUAUUAUGGGACGAGACGACCAAUUACUGUGCCGGCUAGUUGUUUGGUUUAGGGUUGGAGGUCGAUCCGUCUGAAGUGUGGGACCACAGAUCUGAUCGCAACAGUAAGUUGAUAGCAUUAUUUUCCAUUGUUAAGAAA
Triticum aestivum (bread wheat) is the source of this 1027-nucleotide messenger RNA. Its product is annotated as vesicle-associated protein 3-1-like. The coding region runs from base 103 to 624 and encodes 173 amino acids. The record is from RefSeq and is a predicted model, not a curated record. Gene Ontology annotation, cellular component: plasma membrane; endoplasmic reticulum membrane. The transcript is spliced from 2 exons. Gene Ontology annotation, biological process: endoplasmic reticulum membrane organization. NCBI's taxonomy places the organism in Eukaryota, Viridiplantae, Streptophyta, Magnoliopsida, Poales, Poaceae.